UGAGCAUCCUCGAGCUUAGCGCGUAGAGAGAAGCGGCCAAGCCAGUGAGCAGAGAGGUGCGGCGCUAGUAACAAUGGCAGGCACGGCGUUGGCGGCCAGGGCGCGGCUCGGCGUACUGGGAAUGAGAGCCAUGCAAACCCGAGGCUUUGGUUCGGACCAGUCCGAGGAUGUUGACAGACGCGCUGGAGCGAUCCGGGAAGCCGGUGGGGCCUUCGGGAAGAGAGAGCGGGCUGAAGAGGAACGAUACUUCCGAGAGAAGACUAGAGAACAACUGGCAAUCUUGAAGAAACAUCAUGAAGAUGAGAUCAGUCAUCAUAAGAAGGAGAUUGAACGUCUGCAGAAAGAAAUUGAGCGGCAUAAGCAGAAGAUUAAACAUCUACACAAUGAUGAUUAAGUGCACACAGUUCCCCAUAGAAUGGCAUAUAUCAUUGCCCACUUCUACAUAAACAUAAUUCUGGUUUACUUAAUUGUUCUGUGUGUUGCCAGUAGAUAAUAAAUGGUCAUUAUCGAA
Molecule: messenger RNA, 511 nt
Organism: Marmota monax (woodchuck)
Lineage: Eukaryota; Metazoa; Chordata; Mammalia; Rodentia; Sciuridae
Gene: Atp5if1
Product: ATP synthase inhibitory factor subunit 1
Exons: 3
Coding region: 74-394 (106 amino acids)
Biological process (GO): negative regulation of ATP-dependent activity
Cellular component (GO): mitochondrion
Molecular function (GO): ATPase inhibitor activity
Source: RefSeq, a predicted model, not a curated record